GACUGAGCAGCAGCGGAGAGGGCGUAUGUCAGCUGGAUCAGCAAGAGAGAGCAGCCAGAGCAGAGCAGGAGAGAGGGAGCCACAGCACAGCACAGUGAGAGAGUGUGUGUGUAUGAGCGCGCCUGCCUGCCUGCCUUCCUGCUAGCCUGCCUGACUGUGUGAGUGUGUGUGUGUGUGUGUGUGAGAGGGAGGGAGAGUCAGUAAGCGUGUGGAUACUACUCCACCAGACUGCAUGUCUCUGGCGACACUAGGGGAGCAGCACACACAUUACAGAGGCAGACCCUCAAACAGGAUGUACCACUGACUAGAACCAUUCAACGUUGGUCUGACCAUUCGGAAUCCACGCUUCAACAUUGUUUUGAUCACCCGGACUGGGAUAUGUUCUGGUCAGCCUCAGAGAACAACAUUGAUCUAUACGCUGACUCGAGUAGAGCUGAACCAGAGUUCUGACAGAACUGCAGGCCAGGAGGACACCAGGACAGUGUGCGGCGGAGUGAGCAGACAAGACAGACAGACAGACUACACAAGGCCUAGCUCAGAAGCCCUAUCAUGGCGUCCAACAACACAGCAAGCAUCGCCCAGGCCAGGAAACUGGUAGAGCAGCUGAAGAUGGAGGCCAACAUCGACAGGAUAAAGGUGUCCAAAGCAGCAGCAGACUUAAUGUCAUACUGCGAAGCCCAUGCCAAAGAGGACCCGCUCCUGUCGCCGGUGCCCGCAUCCGAAAACCCUUUUAGGGAGAAGAAGUUCUUCUGUGCCAUCCUGUAAACAGGAUGUGGUUUCUUUGGUCUGCUCAUCUUGGGACAUGAACGAGGACGUUCAAUAUGUAGACAUCUUCUAACAGGAGGGCUUGGUGAAGUACUAGUGCCCCUUUCUCUACAAUGGCACCUAAAGAGUGCAAUUAAAAACCACAGAGUAACACGUUACCAUUUACAGAGGUUAAGGGGUGUGCAGCAUGUUUGAUGGAUCCAUCUGUGUAGUCAGAUUACAACAGAAGAUAAGUGUGGUUAUCCACCCAAAAACAUGAUGGACAACCAAUCAACCAAGUCUUCAGGUUGUGUUGGGUUUUUAAAAAUGAAGGAAAAAACAACAACAAAAUAUUGUGUGGUUCUUUUGGAACUUGAAAUCCAAGUGUUAUGUUCAAUGGUUUGUGGUGGGCUGGGUAGGGUAGGUGUGCUGGCUAACUGAGCUGCUUACCACGAGAUAUUACCACCUGUGUAUCUGAAUGUUUUUAUUUUUGUUGUUUAUUUUAUGUUGAUUUUGAUUCUGAGGUUCAUUGGUUUGGCUAUAUCACUUAGAUAUCUUUGUAUUAUUGUACAGUACCAGUCAAAGGUUUGGACACGCCUACUCAUUCAAGGGUUUGUAUUUAUUUUUAAUAUUUUCUACAUUGUAGAAUAAUAGUGAAGACAUGAAAACUAUGAAAUAACACAAAUGGAAUCAUGUAGUAACCAAAAAAAGGGUUGAACAAAUCAAAAUAUAUUUUAUAUUUGAGAUUCUUCAAAGUAGCCACCCUUUGCCUUGAUGACAGCUUUGCACACGCUUGGCAUUCUCUCAACCAGCUUCACCUGGAAUGCUUUUCAAACAGUCUUGAAGGAGUUCCCAAAUAUGCUGAGCUGCUUUUCCUUCCCCAAAGCAAGUCUCUUCUUCUUAUUGGUGUUCUUUAGUAGUGAUUUCUUUGCAGCAAUUCGACCAUGAAGGCCUGAUUCACGUAGUCUCCUCUGAACAGUUGAUGUUGAGCUGUGUCUGUUACUUAAACUCUGUGCAUGUAUUAGGGCUCCAAUUUCUGAGGACGGUAACUCUAAUGAACUUAUCCUCUGCAGCAGAGGUAACUCUGGGUCUUCCUUUCCUGUGGCGGUCCUCAUGAGAGCCAGUUUCAUCGUAGCGCUUGAUGGUUUUUGUGACUGCACUUGAAGAAACUUUCAAAGUUCUUAAAAUGUCCCGGAUUGACUGACCUUCAUGUCUUAAAGUAAUGAUGGACUGUCAUUUCUUUUUGCUUAUUUGAGCUGUUCUUGCCAUAAUAUGGACUUGGUCAUUUACCGAAUAGGGCUACCCCCCUACCUUGUUAUAACACAACUGAUUGGCUCAAACUCUUUAAGAAGGAAAGAAAUUCCACAAAUUAACUUUUAACAAGGCACACCUGCCAAUUGAAAUGCAUUCCAGGUGACUACCUCAUGAUGUUGGUUGAGAGAAUGCCAAGAGUGUGCAAAGCUGUCAUCAAGGCAAAGUGUGGCUACUUUGAAGAAUCUCAAAUAUAAAAUAUAUUUUGAUUUGUUUAACCCUUUUAUGUUACCAUGUGAUUCCAUAUAUGUUAUUUCAUAGUUUAGAUGUCUUCACUAUUAUUUUACAAAGUAGAAAAUAGUAAAAAUAAAGACAAACUAGAAUGAGUAUGUGUGUCCAAACUUUUGACUGGUACUGUAUGUGAUUACUGAAACGGCUGUUUAAACUUUUCUUUUUUUACAUCCGAGUUGGUGAAAGCUUUUUAAUGGAAAGUUUGAACAUUCAAUUCAGUGAUAUUCUUUACAGACAUGUUUCUUUAAUUAAACCUCUGAGAAUAGUUUUUUCUUCAGUAUCUAAACAUAUAUCUGGCAAUGUGAUACGGUAUUUGUUUCCUUCAGAUACAAGCUCUCUUUUUACUAUUUGUAUAAAAAUGCUAGCAAGUAAACUGUGUUGUGCUGUGCGUUCUGAAUGUUUGUGUUGAUAUCAUUAAUAAUUGCAUGAAAUUAUCAAACAACAAUGUUUUCUUUUGUUUUGAUGUAGAGAUUGUAUGAACAAGGCAGCCCUCCGUCUGGUAGUGCCAACUGUAUUAAAAUGAUAACAAUGAUUCAA
Molecule: messenger RNA, 2823 nt
Organism: Oncorhynchus masou masou (cherry salmon)
Lineage: Eukaryota; Metazoa; Chordata; Actinopteri; Salmoniformes; Salmonidae
Product: guanine nucleotide-binding protein G(I)/G(S)/G(O) subunit gamma-2
Exons: 5
Coding region: 550-765 (71 amino acids)
Biological process (GO): G protein-coupled receptor signaling pathway
Cellular component (GO): heterotrimeric G-protein complex
Molecular function (GO): G-protein beta-subunit binding
Source: RefSeq, a predicted model, not a curated record